Haliotis rubra (blacklip abalone) is the source of this 1900-nucleotide messenger RNA. RefSeq lists its product as uncharacterized. NCBI's taxonomy places the organism in Eukaryota, Metazoa, Mollusca, Gastropoda, Lepetellida, Haliotidae. The transcript is spliced from 4 exons. The coding region runs from base 273 to 1127 and encodes 284 amino acids. The record is from RefSeq and is a predicted model, not a curated record.
CAAUACCAGCACCCUCGCUCUGUGGAACCGGCAGCAAGGACAUUCGUCUCUGAGCCUCGCUGUGCUGGAGUCGUCCCUACGUCCAUGUUUUCAACUUCACCAUGGGUAUAUAAGACGUUUAGAGAGCGCAUCGCGGACGUCAUGGACAAGGUGUAUGAAAUUCCUGGUCAGUAGGCCUGGUCUUCUAAUUUGUACGAUGGCGGAGGGGUGCCACACUUCCGGUUAUUAUCAUCCUCCACGUCCGCCAUUGCACAACAUGCCCGCCAUCUUGAAUGUUCCCGCAAAUGAUGCAGGAUUAUAACAGAGCAGCUGAAAACUGCCGAGACCGAGAACUCCUGGAUGUUAUCCUCCAAAAGCAAGACGAACACCGUAGUGACGCCGGAUCUCGUAUAUCCACCCUUCUCGCAAGAACUAACGGGAACCUCAGUCGGCCAUCGAGUUUCUCCAGACGAUCUCUGAACCUCUCGCACCAAAGUCUCGCAAGCGCGUCACGUGUCACGCUGUGUGAAAAGGAGAGCUGCGUCAUCAAGUUCCUGUUCAGUCUUGGCCUUCUGUGUCUCGCCUCCCUAAUUCUGUGUGCCCUGUCCCUUCAGAUUAUCUUCUCCUUGGGGGGUGCGGAGGUGGACUUUACCCCCGGGACUGGCGCCACCCUCAUCAACUCCAGCUCUGUGUAUGAGAGUGUGCUGGAGGUGACAGUUGCUCUGUCCAUGUUUGUCAUUAUGAUGGACAUCUGCUGUCUCAUGGUGUGCUCAAUGCAAUGUUUCUUCGCAUCCAAGAUUCUCAAAACCCCAGAGGGAGAAGAAAGAGCCCUGAAGUAUCUGAGGGAGUGUUCCAGUAGCAGAUUCAUCGCUGUCAUCGGCUUCUUCCUGUCCAUACCAUCUUUCCUGUUGGCUCUGAUCCUGUUUGCGAUGAUGAAGAUGAAGUCGACCCCGGCGCUAACAUCGAGCGUUAUCCUCGGAGCUGGGAUUCUGUUCUGCAUACUCAGCGUUAUGCAGAACUCCUACCACUGGCGAGCAGAGAAAAGCCGAGCGGACGAGGGACUUCCGGUUUACGAAACCCCUCCACAUUCUCAUAAGACUCAGGGGGAUGUCAACGUACCUCGGAACGAGUUGUCUACCCUUGUUUGACACAACGCCGACGUUAGUGAAUACAUCUGACGGCAUUCGGAACACUUCGGCUUGUAACGUAGAGCUUUUGCAACCGGAAAAACCCGAGGAAAUCCGAGUGUAAAGAGGCUUGAUUCGUUAAAAAUGGCGCUAGAAAGACAUGAAAGGCAAACAUAAUGGCUACGAGUGGCUUGUAUUUAGUUGUGGAAGUGUGGAUUCUAUCACGAUUGGAAAAGCAAGAUAUUGUCAAUUAACAAGAUGUCAUCUUGCUCUGACAUCUGGAGUCUGGAAUCAGUAUUUGACAGAUUUAAAAUAUUGGAAGGUGGUAUUACACACACGAUAUUACUGGGAGCUGUGUAAUAAUGCGGACCAUUAUGACUGAUGGAGAUUUCAAGGUUGUAAAGAAAGUAAACGGAAUUUUACAACCGCCAGAUAUGGAGCCAUCAUGGCCAAGUUGUGUGAGAGGAAGUCUCUGAGUGUCAGAUAGCACUAACGUCUCUGAUCAGAAUCGUAUACGAUGGAGCUUCUGUGAAGGAAUGAGUAGCACAGCGAAUUACAUCAAAUUUGUAAGUUGUUGCCAACAAUUGGCAUGGAGGAGACCAACGUCGGCCGACUUCCACCACAUAGAACACAAUACAUUACUUACAUCACUUUGAUAGUUUCGUAUAGAUAUCAUUGGAUUUAGGUUACUUUGUGGAAGGUCAUCCCAUCGAAUGUCCUCAGUAGAAUUAAGCAGACCAUCUCUUCCUCUUUAUUCCGUUUUUAUCCUCUCUGUGAAUACAGCUUGAAUCAUC